Messenger RNA from Darwinula stevensoni, 255 nucleotides. Lineage: Eukaryota; Metazoa; Arthropoda; Ostracoda; Podocopida; Darwinulidae. The record is from the annotation of a GenBank genome assembly.
AUGGGAUGCAGGGAACAAAGGUUCCAUCUAGUGAGGAAUCUUGGUGCUAUCCAGAAGCAGGACACAGUCAUGAGAGAAGCCAUCCCAGCCAAGCUUCGCCUAGCUCUCACCCUGAGAUAUCUUGCCCCCGGCGAAGCGGAUGUCCAGGAGGCGGAGCAUGAGCAUAUCUUCAUGCACGGCCUCCUCAUGUACUGCAUAUUUCGUCCAGAUGUGAAGUACGUCUAUCCAUAUAUCCAGAGGAAGUGCAUUGGAUGA